AGUUUCAACUCACUCCUUACUAUAAAUGCCAGCCUCUCUUGCUUCUUCCUCCCUCACUCAAUCUAGCUUUCAAGUAUAUAUUCGGUACCAGAAAAGAGCACCAGGUAAUAUGGAGGCAGUUCAGUCAUGGGUUUCUAAUCACAAGCUCACCAGCAUUGGAGGAAUAUGGGCAACAACGAUUGGGGCAUCGCUGGCUUAUACACGAAAAAUGACUCUUCUGAAGCCGAGCCUGAGGCUUAUUCAUGCCAGGAUGCAUGCACAAGCAAUAACGUUGGCUGUGCUUUCCGGUGCUGCAGCUUAUCACUAUUAUGAAAAGAGUGCCGACAAACUAGAACAGAAUCCUGAUAAAACUGCAAAAAUUCACCAUCCUGUGGCCUGAUGGGAUGCCUCUAAAGCAUCAGCUUUUCAGAAGGAUAAUGUAAACUCGCUACUAUUGUAUAGCUAGUAAUUAAUUAUGUUAACGAUGAUAAAUGUAGUACUUUAACAUUUUAAUGUAUUUUCAGAUGAGCUUUCUUAAAUUA
Messenger RNA from Mangifera indica (mango), 521 nucleotides. RefSeq lists its product as uncharacterized. Gene Ontology annotation, cellular component: mitochondrial inner membrane. The coding region runs from base 26 to 379 and encodes 117 amino acids. Gene Ontology annotation, biological process: mitochondrial respiratory chain complex IV assembly. The record is from RefSeq and is a predicted model, not a curated record. Lineage: Eukaryota; Viridiplantae; Streptophyta; Magnoliopsida; Sapindales; Anacardiaceae. The transcript has 2 exons.